GAGCUCAAAAAAAAAUAAUAUAUAAAAACCCCAUUCGGCGGAUAAAAAAGCAAAAGGAAGCAGACGAUUAAAGCAAUCUCACUCUCACUCUCUCUCUCUCUCUCUCUCUCUCUCUCAUAUAUACAUAUAUCAUGUGUGUAUAUAUACACUAUAUAUGUGUGCGCAUAUAUAGAUAUAUAUUGAAUUGAAACAUAUAGAAACAAAAGUGCAAAAAAUCAUAUCCGCAAAUUUCUAAAGGAAUUCAUCGUCUCCUUUUUCUUUCUGCCUCUAGAUUCGUGAUUUUCAACAACAACAACAACUUCACCUGAUUGUUCGUCCAAAAGUUCAACAAUUACUGUCCUGAUUUCAGAUUGCAGACGAGAAGGGGGCUGGUGGAAUAACUUUCCACUAGUUCUCUCUGUAUAAUUCAAUAUGAUGGUGUCGAAACUUGAAGCCGGGAUUGAUGCAAAUGCGACAAACAAUAGUAAGCGGUAUGCCGAGAUCUUGGCGGGUCCUUGGUGGGCCCAGUUUCGAUAUGGGUCCAACCCGUGGAUGGCCCGAUAUGUGUAUAGUGUCAUGUUUUUGUUGGCUAACUUGCUUGCGUGGGCUGUACGUGAUUAUGGCCCGACUGCAUUGACAACAAUGAAUAAAUUACAAAGUUGUGAAGGAGGUGAAGAGUGUUUAGGCACGGAAGGAGUUCUGAGAGUGAGCAUGGGAUGCUUCAUAUUCUAUUUCACAAUGUUUCUUUCAACUAGUGGCACCUCAAAGUUGCAUGGACAGAAAGAAUUGUGGCAUUCGGGUUGGUGGUCUGCGAAGAUCGGCUUGAUGAUCAUGUUAAUCGUGCUACCCUUCUUUCUUCCUAGAGAAAUUAUUCUUAUAUAUGGAUCCAUUGCUCAUUUUGGUGCAGGGGUAUUUUUGCUAAUUCAACUAAUCAGCAUAAUCAGCUUCAUUACAUGGCUAAAUGAUUGCUGCUUAUCGGAAAAAUUCGCAGAAAGAUGUCAUAUCCAUUUCAUGCUGCUUGCAACUACUGCGUACGUUGUGUGCAUACUCGGGAUCAUUUUAAUGUACAUUUGGUACACACCACAACCGACUUGUUUGCUUAACAUUUUCUUUAUUACGUGGACACUUGUACUACUCCAACUUAUGACCAGUGUUUCUCUUCACCCGAAAGUUAGCGCCGGUUUCUUGACUCCGGGAUUUAUGGGGCUGUAUAUAGUGUUCCUAUGCUGGUCUGCCAUUCAUAGUGAACCAGCAGACGACAAAUGUUUAAGGAAUUCUGAAGCUUCAAGAGACUGGCUAACUAUCAUCAGCUUUGUUGUUGCAUUACUUGCAAUGGUGAUCGCUACGUUCUCGACAGGAAUCGAUUCCAAAUGCUUUCAGUUUCGAAAGGAUGAAAAACAUGAAGAAGAUGAUGUUCCUUAUGGUUUCGGAUUCUUCCAUUUUGUUUUUGCCACGGGAGUUAUGUACUUUGCAAUGCUAUUAAUUGGUUGGAGUUCUAAUCACACCAUGAAAAAGUGGACAAUUGAUGUUGGUUGGACCAGUACUUGGGUCAGAAUAGUAAACGAGUGGCUCGCAGUCUGUGUCUACUUGUGGAUGCUCGUUGCACCGAUCAUAUGGAAAAGUAGACAGGUGGAGGAGCCAAGAUAAGCGUAUUCAAAGAAGACGACUGAUCAUGUUUGUUUAACAUAAUUUACACAGAAACAAAUGAUAUAGAAGCGCAAGAGUUCGACGUAUAUUUUUGUGAAGAAAUGACACAUUCAUGGUGUUAAACUCAAGUCUUUGUUCACUAAUCUCUUACAAAAAAGUGAGAAGCAUAGGCAUGCAUGCCAAUUCUUGAGUUAUAUGGCAACCAAUUUUGUAAAUUUUAUGAUCUUUUAAAUACAUGACGAAAGGCAAAUGGCGAGUUAAUGCCGUUUAUGUAAACACUCGCUAUUCAUCAUCUUCGUUUGUAUGCGUUAAUAGUUUAAAACUAAAACAAGCCAAUUUAGGAUG
This is a messenger RNA of Helianthus annuus (common sunflower), 1971 nucleotides long. RefSeq names its product probable serine incorporator. The record is from RefSeq and is a predicted model, not a curated record. NCBI's taxonomy places the organism in Eukaryota, Viridiplantae, Streptophyta, Magnoliopsida, Asterales, Asteraceae. The transcript has 13 exons. Bases 412 to 1626 code for a protein of 404 amino acids. Gene Ontology annotation, cellular component: membrane.